This is a messenger RNA of Ostertagia ostertagi, 834 nucleotides long. The record is from the annotation of a GenBank genome assembly. Lineage: Eukaryota; Metazoa; Nematoda; Chromadorea; Rhabditida; Trichostrongylidae.
AUGCAUAAUUUCAAUUCUGGAUUUGUUUUAUUGUCGUCCUUCAGCUUUUUAUCCAUGCAGGUUGGCAUAGUACGAGACGGGGAAGUGCUGUCCAACCCACGAGCAACUUUUCAUGCACCACCUGGCGAAGGUUUUAGACCGAGCGAAACUGCUCAACACCACCGGCAACAUAUCUUGAGAAUUCUUAGCAAAGCUCUCGCCGAGGCCGAUAUCAAAAACCCUGAAAAGGAAAUUGAUGCUAUUGCAUAUACCAAAGGGCCAGGAAUGGGAGCUCCAUUGCAGGCUCGUUUUCUCUUUUCAAUUGCGCGUUCCUUGUCUCUGUCUUGGUCCUUGCCAUUGAUCCCUGUCAAUCACUGCAUUGGCCACAUUGAGAUGGGUAGACUCAUUACCGGUGCUGACAAUCCUGUAGUUCUCUAUGUUAGCGGUGGAAACACCCAGGUCAUAUCCUAUUCACAUCACAGAUAUCGUGUGUUUGGGGAGACUAUAGACAUAGCCGUGGGUAAUUGUCUUGAUCGGUUUGCACGUGUCGUCAAACUUCCCAACGACCCCAGUCCAGGGUAUAAUAUUGAACAAGCAGCCAAGACAGAGGGAGGCAGACCUAAAGCAAUCGAAACUAUGACCUCUUUUGCAGAGCAACGUACCAUUGAUAGUGGUGCAACAUGCCUUACCAAUCUGAUGUUGGUCGCGCGCCUUUUUGCUACGGACGAACGUUUUUGUAUUGACAAUGGGGCGAUGAUAGCGCAAGCAGGGUGCCUUAUGCACGAGGCUGGGCUUAGAUGCGAGACUGAGAGAUCACUCAUGAUAACCGCAACGGUUAGUCGGAUCUUGACGUGA